Kickxella alabastrina is the source of this 462-nucleotide messenger RNA. RefSeq names its product cytochrome c oxidase subunit VB-domain-containing protein. NCBI's taxonomy places the organism in Eukaryota, Fungi, Kickxellomycota, Kickxellomycetes, Kickxellales, Kickxellaceae. The transcript is spliced from 3 exons. Gene Ontology annotation, biological process: mitochondrial electron transport, cytochrome c to oxygen. Bases 1 to 462 code for a protein of 153 amino acids. Gene Ontology annotation, cellular component: mitochondrial envelope. The record is from RefSeq and is a predicted model, not a curated record.
AUGUUCAACGCCGUCCGCCGUAACCUUAUCAGCAAGGUCGCACCCGUUGCCCCGCUCGUUCACUGCGCCGCUGUCCGCCUGAGCGAUAACCACGACGCACCGAUUAUCCAGGGCCCCGGAGCUCCCGCCGGCCGUACCCCGACUGACUUUGAUCAGUCCACGGGUUACGAUCGUGCCGAGCACUUGGCCGCUCUCGAGGGCAAGGAGUUCUUCGACAUGGGUCCUCUUGAGUUGACCAAGAAGGGCACCAAGGCUGAGCCCACGAUUGUUCCCUCGGGCGCCGAGUCUCGCAUUGUCGGGUGCUGCGGUGCUCCCGGUGAGGAUCAUGAGCUGAUCUGGCUGGUCAUUGAGCGCGAGCAUGCGUUUGAUCGUUGCCCCGAGUGCGGCAAUGUGUACAAGCUUUCGGACAAGGGAUUCGACCCUGAGAACCUGGGCACUGCCAACCACCACCACGACCAUUAA